Molecule: messenger RNA, 1644 nt
Organism: Exophiala xenobiotica
Lineage: Eukaryota; Fungi; Ascomycota; Eurotiomycetes; Chaetothyriales; Herpotrichiellaceae
Exons: 2
Coding region: 1-1644 (547 amino acids)
Biological process (GO): transmembrane transport
Molecular function (GO): transmembrane transporter activity
Source: RefSeq, a predicted model, not a curated record
AUGUCUCUUCCCGUUCCAGGAACGGUCCAUUUGGUCGAUUUGGCCAACAACCUGGCCGUCAAGCAUGGCGAAGGAAAAAAGGACAUUGUCCUCAUUCCACAACCAUCGUCUGAUCCCAAUGACCCCCUCAACUGGGGCUGGUGGCGGAAAAACCACAAUCGGCUCUGGCAGUGUCUCUGGAUGAUCUCUGGUUGUGCCAUAAUCAGCUCGCUCUCGCCAGCCUACCUGCUCAUUCAAGAAGAUACCGGCAUCCCGAUUGCCAAUCUCUCCACUGGCAUCGGUCUGAUGUAUCUGUUCCUUGGCUGGGGCAAUCUCAUCUUCCAGCCUUUGGCCCUCAACUUUGGCCGGCGACCCGUCCUCAUCUUCUCACUCUUGGGAACCGCGUUGAUGGUCUUGUGGUCGGCAUACAUCCAGAGCAGCGGUGUGUGGUACCUCAACCGCAUCCUGAUGGGUAUUUUCUUCGCCCCGGUCGAAACUCUCGUCGAGAUCGUCGUGACUGAUCUCUCCUUCACCCACGAACGAGGUUUCCAUAUGGCGAUCUACCAAUGGACACUUUGGAACGGCGCUCUCCUGGCCCCCAUCCCUGCAGGAUACAUCGCUGAAAAUCACGGAUGGCGCUGGAUUCAAUGGACGGGCACCAUCCUUGGUCUCAGCGUCACAUUUCUCAUGGUCUUCUUCUUUGAAGAGACCAUGUAUUUCCGACAAACUAUUCGGGACGAGUUCGUGGGCGAAAAUAUCCAGGAGACGGACAUCUCAUCCCAGGUAUCACAAUCUGAAAAAUCCAAGGGGCCCGUGGAUUCAAAGGCACAGCUCUCGUCGACAUCGAACAGCGAGUCCCCUAUCGAGCAGGCGGAGGUCUGGCUCACGCCAAAACAGAGCUUCCUUCGAAACCUAAGGCUCUGGAAUCUUCGUGCACCGGACCAGCCAAGGACACCCUGGAAAUCCGUCCUGCUGCCUCUGAUAUUGCUGCGUUAUCCAGCCAUGCUCUUUGGGGGUCUCUUGGUUGGCAGCGUUCUCUCUUGGUUCAACGUCCUCAACGCAACCACCGCAGAAGUCUUCGGCAAUGCGCCUUAUAACUUCACGACAAACCAAAUCGGCCUGAUCUACCUCGCUUCGGUGAUCGGGGCUACGAUCGGAUGCUUUCUCUCGGGUACGUUAAGUGACAUGCUCUCUGAAUGGCUGGCCCGCAGAAACAACGGCAUCAAAGAGCCGGAACACAGACUCUGGAUCGGUGCGAUUGCGCUUGUCGUCCACCCCGCAGGAUGCUUGCUAUAUGGCAUCGGGGCUACCCAACAGAUCCAUUGGGUUGGCCUUGCCUUCGGAAUUGGUCUUAUGUCUAUGUGCUUGCCCAUUGGAUCCAACAUUGGCAUCACCUAUGUCAUUGAUAGCUACAAAGAAGUGGCUGGGGAGGGAGUGGUUUCGGUAAUCCUGGUCAGAAACACGAUAGGAUUUGCCUUUGCAUACGCUAUCACGCCAAUGAUCAAAGAUCUGGGCCGACAAAACAGCUUUAUAUUGGUGGCUGUCUUGGGCGCUGCAUUCUGGGUUAUGUGUCUGGUUUUCAUCUGGGGAGGGAAAUCGUGGCGACGUAACUCUGCUAAGACCUAUUGGCACUUGGUCGAAGGACACGGUCUCCAUGCCCAUUAG